AUGGGUGGAGCUAAAGGAAAAUCAUACAUGGGAUGGUGGGGUCAUAUGGGUGGACCUACUCAAAGAGGUGUUGUCACUUACAUUUUAUCUCCCUUUGAGCAAAAGGCCUUUGCCGGUGCUGCUCACAACGCCGUCUUCAACACUGCUCGCCGUGUCACCUCUCAAAUCCCUUACGUUGGUGUUGCAUUCGGUCUCGGUUACUUUAUCUACACCUCAGCAGUGAAGAGACACACUUAUCUUUCUUCCAAGGCUGGUCAUGCUGCCGAAGGUGGUGAUCACUAA
Messenger RNA from Mucor velutinosus, 282 nucleotides. RefSeq lists its product as uncharacterized. NCBI's taxonomy places the organism in Eukaryota, Fungi, Mucoromycota, Mucoromycetes, Mucorales, Mucoraceae. The transcript is spliced from 3 exons. Gene Ontology annotation, biological process: mitochondrial electron transport, ubiquinol to cytochrome c. Bases 1 to 282 code for a protein of 93 amino acids. The record is from RefSeq and is a predicted model, not a curated record.